AUGUACCGGAACAACCCUGUGAAAUCAAAUUCGUCGAACUCUCCACGGGCAUCCCAGUCGUACUACUCUAGAAUUCUUUUACCAAAGGUGUCGGGUGAUGGUCCAAUUUACCAUUCUCAAAAACGGCACUCUCUUUUAAAUGGUUCAAGUUCAACAUCUUCAGACUGUUCUAAACAAUCUCUGGUUUCAGCCUACUUUGGUCGAAGUCGAACACUACACAGGGAUUCCCCAAGUUAUAUGCCAACUAUCUUUAACUUCCAACCUGUAAAUGGUUAUCAUUCCCCUGUUCUGAAACGUCGCGUCUGCGGAACUGAGCGCACGAAAACAAACUUAGUUGGCACUACUGAGCCACCUAAUUCAGAUGUAACCAUUCAACGUGGUUUACGUGUUUUUGAGUCGAAAAAACGUGCUCGUGAACUUAUCGAUACUACGGUUACUACAGAGGAAUCAUCUCAUGAUGAGUCAGAUUUUGGGAAUUCCAAGCGUCGAAAAACAUCUAGAACUUUCGAUAUAUCUACCUUGGGGUGCACACAGGAAGUCGAUGGCUUCUCUUUCACAUCUUUGCGUCAGCUCAGUAGCGGAAAUGCAGUUAGGCUUACUGUCUGCCCAAGCGAAAGCAGAAUACCGCCUAAAGUCAACGAGCGAAAUAGUAAAUCCGUUCAGACACAAGUUUUAAAUGAAUGUGAAAACGAUAGAACAGUCUCUACCAUUUCAUCUACGGGAAGUGUUGAACCAACUCGAAAUAAUAUUCUUGGAUCUGCUGCAGCCCUGAGAAGAAAAGUUCCAUACAUGUCACCGUCUGAACUUGAAGCCCAUCUGUUGUCUACUAAAGCCUUAACAUAUACAAGUCUCUAUACUCUGGAAAAUUACACUUCAGAAGCAGGUGAUUGUCAUUUUGUUGAUCUGGAUACAUCACCUGUUCAAUAUCCAGGGGAAAAAGUCGCUGCUCGUAGGAUUGCGACUGAAAGCAUUCAAACUACAGAGGAUUCAACUCAGUCUACUUUGAAUGAUACUAAAUCACCGCGGGUUACUUAUAUGACUUGCUACGAUCAAAAAUCAGCAACUGACAGUUCAGAACUCCCAGUUGUUCAGCCAACAUCCUUAAAUCGCUUUAUUGCCAACCUUGAAGGUCAUUCAAACCUAUUUUUUGAUAAAAUGAUUCAGUCACAUGUUAAGACUAAUUUUUAUCGUCCUUCCGAUGGGUUUGAUGUGGAGUCACGUGUGAAACGUAUUCGUGAACUGAUAUCAGCCAAAUCUAUUAAUUAUAAUUCGAGUAGCUUAUGCGGUCAUAAUACUCACACUACUAUCAGUUCCCUUACGGGGACUAGCCAUGAUAGUUCCACCACUCAAAUCCUAGCUAUUUCAAAUGCACCCCUGAUAGUUUCUACUAUAUCGUCGUCGCUGCCCAGUGUUUCUUCAACAUCUAGCAUAAAUUUCAUGUCAGUUAUUGUAUGUAGCACUUCUGCAUCAUCUGUUCACAAUAUUACUUCUGUUAGCAACCCAUUGUCAUCUUCGACCACCUCAAAACAUUUCAGUUUUCCUACAAUUAGUGAAGUUGUCAGUACUCAAACCAUUGUCCCAACAUCAGUUGCCGUUGCUUCUAUAACAAGUGUACCUGGCACCAUAAGCUUUGGUUUUAAUUCUGCAUCCAACGUAUCUGCUCCAUCCACCUCAGUAACUAGCUCAAGUACAGUAUUAUCAACUGCUGUUACAUCAGUCGCAUUUUCUUUCUUUACUCCUGCUUCGACUGCUCACGUAUCACUUUUGAAGGAUCCAACAAUCACCUCAACAAUAGCUGUAGCUUCGUCAGCUUCAGUCUCAUAUUCAGCAUUUCCAUCAGUUACAAAACUUGGCUCUAUCUCAGCAUCUCAAAAUAAUUUCUCAGUAGUUCCAUCUUCCGUAGUUACUUUUCCGACAAGCGCGAUAACUACAUCUUCUAUAAUGAUUUCUGAAACUACGACAACAGCAGCAACACAGAAAACCACUCCUGUUUUCUCUUUUACAUUCCCAUCCUCCUCAUCGAAUCUUUCAUCUCCACAGACAACUGGUUUAAACCUGCCAUCAGCAGCAAAUCUUACUUCGAGCGUUUUUGAAUCUUUGAAGCCCGUUUCUACAUUCAGUGGAUUUUCUUCCCCAAAACCAUCUGUUAUAUCAUCGGUUAGUACUACUGCCAGUGAUUCAACACCGGUAGUUAAAAAUAUGGUUCAGUCCAUCGGUAGCCAACCGUUCACUUUUGGUUCAAGUACUUCACAGCCCAUUUCCGCGGCUUCCCUUUUUAAAUUUGGAGCACCCACAGUGACUACAUCCGCACUCAAUCCAGUCUCGUCCGUCAGUUUUGGACUGACUUCUGCACCACAAUUUCUGGGAUCGUUUUCCAACUCUGCACCCCUGUCAAGUAGUUUUGUCUUGGGUGCUAAUUUGUCUAAGUCUUUACCGACGACUGUAAGCACUGCUUUUGUUCAAACGACGGCUACAUCAUCACUGAAUACUGUGGUAAAUAAUGCUGGUUUGUUUACCUUUACAUCCUCAGUUACUAGUAACUCUAGUGUGUCAUUAUUUGGAUCAAAUUCCAUUAACACCAACUCCACAACUGUAUCACUUUCUACGAACACAUCUUUUUCUAGUUUCAAUUCAACUGCGAUGAAUCCAUUAUUUACUUCCGUGCCUAAAACAUCUGCAAACUCCUUCACUCUUGGAAUUAAGCCUGCAAACGUAAUUCCUGCAAAUAGUACGUCUUUAUUUGGAGCUAGCAAUUCGAUUUUUGAAACUCCGAACACAUCGUCUGUAAAAUUUAAUUUUAAUCAAUUAACUCCUAGCAGCGCAUCUAGUGUGGCCACCACCGGUGGAUUGUCGUUUGGUGCGACAAUUGUGACUACAGCUUCAACUUCUAUAACUCCUGCCAGUGCACCGUUUCAGUUUGGUAGUUUCAGUUUUACUUCUAAGCCAUCUGUAACUUCCGUAUCUCAACCCUUCUCUUUCGGUUCAUCAGUGCCUCAAUUUUCGUUUGGCCAACAGUUCACACCGGUACAUUCACAACCAAACACUGUACCAACAUUGCCAUUUUCCUCGCUUAUUUCAGGUUCCACGACAAAUACUAAUGCUUAUCAGUUUUCUUCAACUCCCGUGUUUUCUAAUGCUAAUCCUAUAUCUAGUUUUGGUGGGUUUAAUUUUUCUUUACCCCCAACAUCUACACCAAGUAUAAUUAAUCCUCAAACAAAUACUGGUUUCGUUUUCGGUCAAACAGCUUUAGGUGCUGGCGUUGUUAAUUCCAAUCCAUUUACCUUUGGUACAUCUUCAACUAGUCCUUCAUCUAAUGCUCCAAACGCGCCGCGACGUCGACCACUUUCAAGCAGACGCUCUCGCCGCCCAUGA
Molecule: messenger RNA, 3372 nt
Organism: Schistosoma turkestanicum
Lineage: Eukaryota; Metazoa; Platyhelminthes; Trematoda; Strigeidida; Schistosomatidae
Source: the annotation of a GenBank genome assembly